Messenger RNA from Anopheles coustani, 1380 nucleotides. It is a transcript of the gene Rab23, whose product is annotated as ras-related protein Rab-23. The coding region runs from base 1 to 672 and encodes 223 amino acids. The record is from RefSeq and is a predicted model, not a curated record. Gene Ontology annotation, molecular function: GTPase activity; GTP binding. NCBI's taxonomy places the organism in Eukaryota, Metazoa, Arthropoda, Insecta, Diptera, Culicidae. The transcript has a single exon.
AUGCUGGAGGAGGAACUAGAGAUAGCACUGAAGGUGAUUGUGGUCGGCAAUGGGGGCGUUGGCAAGACGUCGAUGGUGCAGCGAUACUGCAAGGGUAUCUACACGAAGGACUACAAGAAGACGAUCGGUGUGGACUUCCUCGAGCGGCAGAUCGAAAUCGACGGCGAGGACAUCCGGAUCAUGCUGUGGGACACGGCCGGCCAGGAGGAGUUCGACGCCAUCACCAAGGCGUACUACCGGGGCGCGCAGGCGUGCGUGCUCACGUUCAGCACCACCGAUCGGGCCUCGUUCGAGGCGAUCCGCGAGUGGAAGCGGAAGGUGGAGAACGAGUGCAGCGAAAUACCGACCGUGCUAGUCCAGAACAAGAUCGACCUGAUGGAAAAGGCCGUGGUGUCGUUCGACGAGGCGGAUGCGCUGGCGCACACGCUCGGCUGCCGGCUCAUUCGGACCUCCGUGAAGGAGGACGUCAACGUGGCGACCGUGUUUCGCUACCUGGCUACCAAGUGCCACCAGAUGAUGAAGCAGCAGUACAGCCAGUCGGCCCCGAUCUGCCAGCCGACGAUCAGUGCCUUUAGUCCGACGUUUCAGUCGAAAGCCGCCAACAACACCAUCACCCUGACGAGGCCAUUGGUGAAGCGCAAGCCGCUGCAGAAGCGAUGCGGCAUCUUCUAGGGGUCGCCGAUUUUGAGAGGUCUCGGCUGUGACCUCUGACAGUUUCUAGUGAUUUCCUGGAGCAGUGGGUCCAGGGUCCAGUCCCUUUGGUGGGCUUUCGGGUGUAGAUUAAGUAUACGUUAUUGUUUUUUUUUAGUAGUUACUACAAUGCAUCACCGACAAGACUGAUGCUCCUCAGAUAACCUCUGUAUGACCUGAAUACUCAUUGCAAUCUUUGCAAAUUGUCUCUCCAUGUCUCUGUCGCUCGGUUCCAGAUAAUGAAGGUGACUGAAAGCUAGACAAAAAUUCAAGCUUCUCUAUUUCUAAUAAUGCCCAAAAAUGUUGCAGGCAUGAAAAGCAGUCUGAUUUAUUGCCUGCUCGUGAUCAUCCUUCCAGCAAACAAGUAAAUUCACGUACAUCCAGUGGCACAAGGAUAAUCGAAAAUCAAUUACCAGACGUUUUCAUUCCGUUACUCACUAUCAAAUACCAAACCAUAUCUGGUAUCAAAUGAAGAAAUCAGAGCAAUUGGUAUUUCGUUUCUACAACUUCUAACUGCGCAUUUCGCAAGUAUUGUCCCAUAAUCAAAAACAAUGUAAUACAUUCCAGAAGCCAUUAUCGUUAGGCAGAUCAUAAAAAGUGCGUCAAUUAAUUGAACUAGGGCAGGAACCAACCCACUACAAACCGUUCCAAAAUAAGUGUGCGCAUCUAACGGAACAGCAGGUUACAUAA